UAAAACUAGCUGAAAAAGUUACUCAUUUUUAUCCCGGUAUUCAAAUCCCCACUUUUGAUGCGUUGAGUUUCAAGCCAAUGACAGAUGAAGAGGAAGCUCUAUUGGGAGAGCUGAAUAAUGAGCUUCCAGACCCUACAUUGUUUAACUUACGCAUAAUAGAUAGCACAGGUGCUUUUGUACAUAAUUUAAAGAUACCAUCUCCCGUAGCAGAAAGACUCGACAAAGCUGAAAUUGAUAGCCUAACCAAAUUUUGUUCUCAGAAGAUUCACAAGAGAUAUAAUGUUAUAGUAACAACCAACAGCACUAUUAACAGGGAAGAGUUGUUAUAUGUGCUUCGUGGUGGCCGCCUUGACGACAAGGUGGAAGAAGCAGUUUUGGACACGAUUAGCUAG
Asparagus officinalis (garden asparagus) is the source of this 392-nucleotide messenger RNA. RefSeq lists its product as uncharacterized. The transcript is spliced from 3 exons. NCBI's taxonomy places the organism in Eukaryota, Viridiplantae, Streptophyta, Magnoliopsida, Asparagales, Asparagaceae. The record is from RefSeq and is a predicted model, not a curated record. Bases 78 to 392 code for a protein of 104 amino acids.